This is a messenger RNA of Vidua chalybeata, 4551 nucleotides long. It is a transcript of the gene KLHL20, whose product is annotated as kelch like family member 20. NCBI's taxonomy places the organism in Eukaryota, Metazoa, Chordata, Aves, Passeriformes, Viduidae. Gene Ontology annotation, molecular function: protein binding. The coding region runs from base 419 to 2275 and encodes 618 amino acids. The transcript is spliced from 13 exons. The record is from RefSeq and is a predicted model, not a curated record.
GUGGCUCUCCGGCCUGGCCCGGCGGAGGGGAGCGGUGCCCGUCCCGCAGGAGCAGCCGCCGGCAGAGCCGACUUGUGCCGCGGGCUGCAGGGCCAGGCUUUGCUGGCAGAGCCGCCCCUGAGCCUGUUGCUGCUGCGCGGACAGCGCGGUUUAAAUGUCUUUAUUUUGUUGUAUAUACGCGUGUGUGUGUGUUUUCCCCUCCUCCCCGGCUUUUAACGCGGGUUUAAGGGGAUUAAGCCUGCUGCAAUCGGGGGGCUAAGAAUAGCCUGCUGCACGUUCCCGUGCGUGUGCGGGUGCUCCGGGGGCCGGCACACGGGACAGCCCCGGCGGCAUGCGGCGGUGCUCGGUGCCCCGGCAGCCCGCAGCUCGCCUCGGAAUUGGUCUUGAAGUGUAGGGUGAAGGUUUCUCUUCACGGUGCAUGGACGGAAAGCCAAUGCGCAGGUGUGCCAGCACUCGCCCAGGAGAGACCGGAAUGGACGUGACCAGCCGCUGCACCCUCGGAGACCCCAACAAGCUGCCCGAGGGGGUGCCGCAGCCCGCGCGCAUGCCCUACAUCUCCGACAAGCACCCCCGGCAGACCCUGGAGGUCAUCAACCUGCUGAGGAAGCACCGGGAGCUCUGCGAUGUGGUGCUGGUAGUGGGGGCCAAGAAGAUCUACGCCCACAGGGUGAUCCUGUCGGCCUGCAGCCCCUACUUCCGAGCCAUGUUCACCGGGGAGCUGGCGGAGUCACGGCAGACGGAGGUGGUGAUCAGGGACAUCGACGAGCGGGCCAUGGAGCUGCUCAUCGACUUCGCCUACACCUCGCAGAUCACCGUGGAAGAGGGGAAUGUCCAGACCUUGCUGCCAGCUGCUUGCCUUCUCCAGCUGGCCGAGAUCCAGGAGGCUUGCUGCGAGUUCCUCAAGAGACAGUUGGACCCUUCCAAUUGCCUGGGCAUCCGGGCUUUUGCUGACACUCACUCAUGCCGUGAGCUGCUGAGGAUCGCUGACAAAUUCACACAGCACAACUUCCAGGAGGUGAUGGAGAGUGAGGAGUUCAUGCUGCUGCCUGCCAACCAGCUCAUAGACAUCAUAUCCAGUGACGAGUUAAACGUGCGCAGCGAGGAGCAGGUGUUCAAUGCCGUGAUGGCCUGGGUGAAGUACAGCAUCCAGGAGAGAAGACCCCAGCUGCCACAGGUUCUGCAGCAUGUCCGCCUGCCCCUGCUGAGUCCCAAGUUUCUUGUGGGUACAGUGGGCUCUGAUCCACUCAUUAAGAGCGAUGAGGAAUGCAGGGAUCUGGUGGAUGAAGCCAAAAACUACCUGCUGCUGCCCCAAGAGCGGCCGCUGAUGCAGGGACCGCGAACGAGGCCACGCAAACCCAUCCGCUGUGGAGAGGUGCUCUUUGCAGUGGGGGGCUGGUGCAGUGGCGAUGCCAUUUCCAGCGUGGAGCGCUACGACCCCCAGACCAACGAGUGGAGGAUGGUGGCUUCCAUGAGCAAGAGGCGCUGUGGUGUCGGGGUCAGCGUCCUGGAUGACCUCCUCUAUGCUGUGGGAGGCCACGAUGGCUCCUCCUAUCUUAACAGUGUGGAAAGGUAUGAUCCAAAGACCAAUCAGUGGAGCAGUGAUGUGGCUCCCACCAGCACCUGCAGGACCAGUGUUGGAGUAGCAGUUCUUGGAGGUUACCUCUAUGCUGUGGGUGGCCAGGAUGGUGUCUCUUGUCUCAACAUUGUGGAGAGGUAUGAUCCCAAAGAAAACAAAUGGACUCGAGUGGCUUCCAUGAGCACCAGGCGCCUGGGAGUGGCAGUGGCUGUGCUGGGAGGCUUCCUCUAUGCUGUGGGAGGCUCUGAUGGAACAUCUCCUCUCAAUACUGUGGAACGCUACAACCCCCAGGAGAACCGCUGGCACACGAUAGCCCCCAUGGGCACCAGGAGGAAGCAUCUGGGCUGUGCUGUGUACCAGGACAUGAUCUAUGCUGUGGGAGGCAGGGAUGACACCACAGAGCUCAGCAGUGCUGAGAGGUACAACCCACGCACCAACCAGUGGUCUCCCGUGGUGGCCAUGACAUCCCGGCGCAGUGGGGUUGGCCUGGCCGUGGUGAAUGGACAGCUGAUGGCAGUGGGGGGCUUUGAUGGCACAACGUACCUGAAGACCAUUGAGGUGUUUGAUCCAGAUGCUAACACGUGGAGGUUGUACGGCGGGAUGAACUACCGGCGGCUGGGCGGAGGCGUGGGGGUUAUCAAAAUGACACACUGUGAAUCUCAUAUAUGCUCUAGUAUGCACGGUCUAGAUCCAAUGUAACUCUUUGUCGGUGAACUCUUUCUGUGGAAUUCUAAAAAUUGACUUCUGUGAGAGCGUGCCCCACGGGAGACCACGUUGUCAGACUCCAGGGAACCACUGGACAAAAGUAGAAGUGUUGCUUAUGUCCGUAUUUUUUCUAAAUAGUUCUACAUUUUUUUGAAUAAACCAAACUGUAACAGUUAUUGUAGCCUAAAGGAAGCUGAUGUAGAGCCUAUACACUCUGUAUUGGGAGUCUGGCCAGGAGGAGGAUUCCUGCUUUCCCUCCUGCUGUGGGAGCAGUGGAUGUGGCAGCUGUUUGGUGGGCGAAAGAGGAAAAGUGAUACAGAAAACAUUGCUUUUGCCUUAUUUACAGAGAGCUUCAAAAAAAAAAAAAAAAGUACUUGACCUGCAAGGUGCCACCUUUGCACAGAAGCUUUUCUGUGCACAGAGUAUAUUUAUUUUUUCAUUUGAUUUGUAUCAUGUAUUUCCUUUGUAUCGCUCACAGCGAUGAUUCCAGCUUUUUAUAUACAUCUGUGUGUGCAUAUAUAUAUAUGUAUUUUAUAUAUAUAUAUAUAUGUAUAUGUGUGACUUGUAUUUUGACCAGCUGGUGGUUUGGGCAGGGCUGUGUCCUGCCAGCUACUGUGGUUCCAAGCCUUGUGGUGUGAUUUGGGGUCUCUUAGAGGACAGGAGAGCUCUGAGGAUGGGUGCCCUGAGUACCUUUUCAGAACUGUAACUCUCAUCGCUCAACUCAAUCAAUGAAGUGCCCAAAAAGGGUGAGAGGAAAAGGAUUUCAAGCAAUGCCUUUUUACUGUACAAAAGUUCAGCUUUUUCUCUCCUCUCCUCUCCUCUCCUCUCUCCUGUAUGUGAACCUGUGCUGGUUUGAAGGUAAACCAGCAGGGGAGGAAUUAACCCCACAGAAAUACCUUGUGAGAGAUUUCAAGUCAGAGUUACAGUUCAAUAGAAAGGUGACAAUAACUGCAAUGAAUACACAAAGACUGGCUUAAAACCAGUCCUGAUUAAGUGGUGGUUGCAGUCCUGUUAGAGUGAUGGAUGAGGUGUUGUCAAAAGUGCUGGUCCUGUGGAAAGGUCUGCUCCUUCUUUGGAUGUCCAGUGGUGGUGGUUGUGUCCAUGUCCCCAAACCCCCAGAUCAUUAACCCUCAAAGCCAGGCAGGAAUGUUUAAUCCCUACCCCAGAGCAAGGGAUUUCCUGAAGAAGUGACAGAAUCCUGAGUCAUAGGGUAUUUUGGGGAGCCCUUGAUGGCCCGUUGGCAGAGCUGACCACCCCCCCCCCCCUUAGGCUGGGUGUAGUUGUUACUUUGUGAAGACAGACAGCACAUUGCACCCAGCUCACAGCUGUUACAAAGGACCCACCACUAACAGGAAUAAUGCAGGAAUUAUAUCAGUUCAUCAGAAAUAAUGCUGGUGGGUGUGGAAUAGAGUUUGGCUACACCCACACUGGUACUUUAUCCUGCGACCAUUGGCAGAACCUAAAUCCACCUAGUUCUAGCUCACUUUUAAAAGCCUUUUCCUCCUGUUGUCUGCUCGAUAUCAGUUCUUGUCUGAAGGAGGGUGCAGGUAUCAUCUGUUAAUUCUGACACCCACUUCUUAUAUUCUUGCUGGAAGGGCAGACCCACAGCCAGCUCCUUCCUGCUAAAAAAAACCUCACACCAGCCUCACCUCGGCUGCCCUCUUGCCUGUAGAAUUCCUGACCAUGAUGGAUGGUGCCCUCUCUUUGAGUGAUUUUUGUGCACUUUGCCUGUGUAUGGUUAGAGCAGGGGAAGGUGUGAGGCUCAUUUAAGAGUUUGGAGGGGAAGGGCUGUUUUCUGGCACUGUGAAUAACUGUGGAGUCACCCAGGAGUGGGGGGAGAGCAGAGAACUCAAGACUCAACAGUUCUGUUUUUACUGUAAUUUCUAUUGAGGGUGGAAGAAUGACCUUUUGCACCUGAUCUAACUGUGGACCUUACUAAAUUUGAUUUUGAAAAAGAGGACUGUAAAUUCUUGAGAUGAAAAAGGCAGUGCUGACUUUAACUUCAUAGUUUGAUUCAUGUAACUCAGACUUUAAUGUGCUUGAAUAUAGUAAAAAAUACACUACAGUCAUAAAUGGGACAUUAAAACUUUUUUAAAAGCCCCUUUUCCCCUAAAGGUCGGUAUUCUUGUGUUUACAUAUGAAGAUCAUUUGCACCUUUACAAGGAAAACAAGUAUUCUGUAAACAAAUGUUUACAUGUAUCAUUUAUGCUUUUUUCUAGCAUGAGUAACUUGUAUAAAUAGUGCUAUCUUAAUAAAUUUCUCCUACGCUG